This is a messenger RNA of Dichomitus squalens LYAD-421 SS1, 3294 nucleotides long. RefSeq lists its product as uncharacterized. The record is from RefSeq and is a predicted model, not a curated record. Lineage: Eukaryota; Fungi; Basidiomycota; Agaricomycetes; Polyporales; Polyporaceae. Gene Ontology annotation, molecular function: metalloendopeptidase activity. Gene Ontology annotation, biological process: proteolysis. The transcript has 11 exons. The coding region runs from base 215 to 3067 and encodes 950 amino acids.
CUCCUCCCCUCGCCGUCUCCCUUGUCUCCCUCCUUCCUUGCUCGCUGCACCCGCCAACUUGGUCGAGGAAACAGACCUCCGCAGGUCGGAUUUGGCGCUGGGCAGCGCUGGGUCAUUCGUGUCACUCUCAUCGGUCUUCGUUCUCCUUGGCUUUCUCAUACAGCAUCUUCUCUGGCGGUACUGCGCGCGGGCAUUCCCCUCACAGUCCUUUCUAAUGUACUCCCACCACCACAUAUGCUGGCUUCUGGUCGUCCUGCUUGCUGGCUUCCAUUCGGCCUCAGCACUCAGUGCUCCCGCCCGGCCAUUGAGGCGACUAUCACACCCUUCGACGCUGUCAAUAGAUAUCCUACCUCGACGGCAAUCUCCACCCAUCCUUGGAAAGCGCUCUCUCCCAAUAGACUCACCUGUCCUCCACCACACCGACUCCUUCCGUCUCACCCUCACCGCGUUCGAUGAAACCUUUUACAUCCACCUCCGCCCAAAUGACCAUCUCAUCCACCCCGCCGCCCGCGUAAACUACUACAAGACCGGGCCCGAUGGCCAGUCCGUGCUCACUCGCACAGAGCCCAUCCUCCGCGAAUCAGUGAAGGCCUACUGGGGCGAAGUCAUCCCCGCGCACGUCUCGCCCGACCGCCUCCGCGAGGACACCGCAGGGGUCAUCCCCCGCCCGUCCGGGAUCUAUGAGCUCGGCUGGGCGCGCAUCACCGUGUACGACCAGGGCGAUGCGGACGCAGGGCGGCCCCCAGUAUUCGAGGGCGCGUUCUCCGUGAAUGGAGUGACGCACCACGUGCAGACCAAGGCGAACUACCUCCGUAACAAGCACGCGCUCGACCCGCACAUCGAGCUCGACGAUGCGCAUCCAGACGCGAACCUCGUCAUCUGGCGCGACUCGGACGUGAUGAGCAAGCACGAGCAUGAGCGGAUCCUGGGACUCGAUGUCAGCUCGCCGAAGGCGCAUGGUCAUGGCGAGACGUGUGGGCACGAUCGGAUGGACUUCAAUACGGACCCGCUGCAGAACGAGGCGAUCAGGAAGGUCCCCCCUCCACCGUAUACGCCAUGGUACGACGCGUUCGGGUUCUUGCACUCUGCGACGAACUUCUCGAAGCGCGACGAUGUCGCUGGCGGCGGGAUGGGUAUCGACUUCUCGGGUUACAUUGGCCAGACUGCCGGCUGCCCGACGUCGCAGAAAAUCGUAUAUAUGGGCGUCGCUGCGGACUGCGAGUACACCAGUAAGUAUGGCUCGACGGGGAACGCGACUCGGGCUAUCAUCACCAACUGGAACACCGCGAGCGCACUCUACAAGACGACCUUCCAAGUCAGCCUGGGCAUUGUUGAGCUGCAAGUGCAUGAGCCAGAAUGCCCUUCCACCGCAACCUCUGAUGCACCUUGGAACGUUGCGUGUUCGGAGUCCGUCACUCUGAACGACCGGCUCUCCAUCUUCUCUGGCUGGCGAGGCCAGAAGGGCAAUGACGGUGCUGGCCUCUGGCAUCUCAUGAGCGGCUGCCCGACCGGCUCCGAGGUCGGGAUCGCCUGGCUUGCGACGCUCUGUCAGCAGACGUCCUCAGGCUCUUCGCCCUCGAUCGUGUCCGGUACCGCGGUGUCCACGUCUGGGCGUACCGAAUGGCAGGUUAUUGCACAUGAAAUCGGGCAUAACUUCGGCGCUAUCCAUGAUUGCGCGGACGGAUGCUCCUGCAGCAAUGGGUGUGAGACAGACUCGGUCAAUUGCUGUCCUCUGUCGACGACGACGUGUGACGCUAACUCGCAGUACAUCAUGAGCCCCGUUGCGGAGACAGGAGAGAUGCAGUUCUCCCCUUGCAGUAUCGGCAACAUCUGCUCCCUCAUGUCCGGAGCUGCAGGCGGGCACACAAACACCACCUGCCUCAUCGAUCCUAACGCGAUGGCCUCACUCACGACGUCCAAGCCGGUCAUCACGCUACAGAUGUGCGGCAACGGCAUCGUCGAGUCGGGCGAGGACUGCGACCCCGGUCUCGGCUCCAAUUCCACCUGCUGCGACGCGUCGACGUGCAAGUUCAAGAAAGGCGCCGUGUGCGAUCCAGACUCGUCCCAGUGCUGCACCGACUCGUGCACUUUUGCACCGAGCACGCAGGUGUGUCGGCCGGCCAAGGACGCUACGUGCGACACGGCGGAGAUGUGCACAGGCUCGAGCGCGACGUGUCCCCCAGACGUGUUUGCGUCGAACGGGAAGAGCUGCGGGUCAAAUGGGCUGGCGUGUGCGAGCGGGCAGUGUACUUCUCUCUCUCAGCAAUGCCAACUCGUCGGCGCGUCCAUGGGUCUCAGCAAGGCGUGCCCCAGCAAUGACGACAAGUCGUGCCAGGUCUCGUGUCAGGAUCCGAACAACUCGAACCAGUGUGUCGUCCUUCAGUCGGCACUGAUUGAUGGCUCGCCUUGUGGCUACGGCGGAACGUGCAUAUCCGGGAACUGCAAACCUGGAAGCUGGCAGAAUUUCUUUAAGUCAUGGUACACCCACAACCUCCAGAUUUCCAUCCCGGUGACGGUCAUUGUGGGCCUCAUCGUGCUCCUCAUCCUCUAUGCCAUCGCUCGUUGUAUCAUGCGGUCGCGCCGCUCGAAGCCAGCCAGAACCGCCCAGAGGAUACCGAGCUACCCGGGCCCUCCUCCGAUGAACUUCGCCCCAUCGGCAAUGGUCCGCCAGAACUCCAGUUCGACUCCCAUGUACGGACCGAACGUACCUGUCUCCGUGGCAGCGGCCGGUGGUGGUGGCGCCGCGGCCGCGGUUGCGCCCCGGCAAAGCAGCAGAUCCUCUCGCUCGCAGCACUCUAGCGGCUCGGUAGCUCUUCAAGGUCAACAGCGGCCUGGCCGCACAAGCCAUUCAAGCCGCUCUAGCGCAGGGAGCGGAGGUCCCGCCGGCCCUGCGCCCGCACGUCGAACGUCUGGCGGCAGCAACAGCGUCGUCUCCGGCGGUGCCAGGCAAUCACGCCAGGGCAGUGGGCACUACGCACCGGCGUUCCCUAUCGAGCCCAUUCGGAACAGUCGCAUGGACUGGGUGGACGAUACGGUGUACAACGGUCCUGCGCAUGGGCGGAGAUAGGAUUCAUAGGUGGGCUAGGCGUUGAUGUUGGACCGCGUUGUUGUUGUCGUUUUUCGUUCGUGUCGUCGGGCCGCUUCGCUUUGCUGGCGAAUCAAGUAGUCGUUUGGAGCUUUUGCUCGUCAGUCAUCCCAGGACUUGUAUUUUUAUUGUCAACCAGAACGAGGAAGCAAAGUAGGUGUGAUCAUGGCGCACUGUUCGCGAAGCAUUGAAUGCUACGUGAACCUCCG